Molecule: messenger RNA, 1327 nt
Organism: Callorhinus ursinus (northern fur seal)
Lineage: Eukaryota; Metazoa; Chordata; Mammalia; Carnivora; Otariidae
Gene: GTF2F2
Product: general transcription factor IIF subunit 2
Biological process (GO): transcription by RNA polymerase II; transcription initiation at RNA polymerase II promoter
Cellular component (GO): transcription factor TFIIF complex
Source: RefSeq, a predicted model, not a curated record
UCCCUAUAUCUUGGCGGGUGGACUCGGUUUCUUCAUAGUCGCCGUGGCAUACACUGUUCUACGGUCCUUUGCACCGCAGGCCCCAGCUUCCGGGUCGCUGUUCUCGUCCGCUCGUCUCAACCGGCAACAGACCCAUGGCGGAGCGUGGGGAACUCGAUCUGACUGGCGCCAAACAGAACACCGGAGUGUGGCUGGUCAAGGUUCCUAAAUAUUUGUCACAGCAAUGGGCUAAAGCCCCUGGAAGAGGUGAAGUUGGGAAGCUGCGGAUUGCCAAGAAUCAAGGAAGGACUGAGGUGUCAUUUACUUUGAAUGAGGAUCUUGCAAAUAUUCACGAUAUUGGUGGAAAACCAGCUUCAGUCAGCACUCCUAGAGAACAUCCAUUUGUCUUACAAAGUGUUGGAGGACAGACAUUAACAGUCUUUACUGAGAGCUCAUCAGAUAAACUUUCAUUGGAAGGAAUAGUGGUACAAAGAGCUGAAUGCCGACCUGCUGCCAGUGAAAACUACAUGAGAUUAAAGAGAUUACAAAUAGAAGAAUCUUCCAAACCUGUAAGGUUAUCACAACAACUGGACAAAGUUGUGACAACCAAUUAUAAACCUGUUGCUAAUCAUCAGUACAAUAUUGAAUAUGAAAGGAAAAAGAAAGAAGAUGGAAAACGAGCUCGAGCUGAUAAACAACACGUUUUAGACAUGCUAUUUUCUGCAUUCGAGAAACAUCAAUAUUAUAAUCUUAAGGACUUGGUGGACAUCACAAAACAGCCUGUGGGUUACCUAAAGGAAAUCUUGAAAGAAAUUGGCGUUCAGAAUGUAAAAGGGACCCACAAAAACACAUGGGAGCUGAAGCCAGAGUAUAGGCAUUAUCAAGGAGAAGAAAAGAGUGAUUAAGAAGACUCUUAGCCAGCAUGCUAACAGAACAACUAAAGGGCGAUGAGCUGAGGAAGCACCACUGAUACUCAAAUACUUGAGUACCAUCUGUUGUAGGGGUAAAAUGACUGGAACUUUAAUUUCCCUAGGUAAAUUUUUUAAACAAUAAUUCUUGUAAAGUUACUCAAGUGUUUUUUUGAGGAAAAAAUUUAUUUAUAGGCUUGUAUUAAACUAGAUUAUUCAGAAUGGGGUGAGGGGUUGGGGGGGUUAAGAAGGUUUUUUCUUUUUAUUGACUUUUAAAUGUAAAACUAGGAAAUGUUUUCUAAAUGAGGACUCUCUGUCCUUGUUUUAUCUCUGAGGAUCUGAGGUGAUACAAAUCCAAAGUGAAUGGCAAAGCAAGAAAAAAGUAGUCAACUACAGAAAGUCUUAAAAGGAAUAAAAAACCAAAGUUCCUUAUUCUGAAA